Centruroides sculpturatus (bark scorpion) is the source of this 1940-nucleotide messenger RNA. RefSeq lists its product as uncharacterized. The record is from RefSeq and is a predicted model, not a curated record. Lineage: Eukaryota; Metazoa; Arthropoda; Arachnida; Scorpiones; Buthidae. The transcript has a single exon. Gene Ontology annotation, molecular function: nucleic acid binding; zinc ion binding. The coding region runs from base 324 to 1532 and encodes 402 amino acids.
UCCUGGUAGUUGAGGGGCAACAUAACGUCCCCAACACACUGCUUUGGCCCCUGCUUUGGAUAAACGGGAGGCUCAAAUCAGGCUCCGUUUGAGUCAAUCGGCUGGUCGUUGAGUCGUUCUUGACCUCGACUUGGAGUCAACUGAUCGAUGCAGACCGGGCGGACACAUCAGUCUAGAUGUGCUCUUCUUGACUGCAUUGUGAGGGUAUAGCUCCUGGGAAACCCUGGUGUGACGGUCUAUGGGAAUCUCUCAUGUGACGGCAUCCCCUUGUUGGGCCCCAUGGAGGGUGGGGUCACUGGGAGCUGAAUUAAUAUUACAUAAUCAUGGAUCAUCAAAAAACCAAAACUACAGACAAUGCUACAAAGAAACAAAUCAUUUCCAGUCAGCCAACCUACUUCAUAGUCCAUGCUACUGGACAAACACCUCUAUCAAAAUGUUCUCCUUUUCUGAUCCAGAAACUGUUUGAAUCUACAGUUGGAAAUUUGAAAAAAAUACAAAAAUUGAGGUCAGGAGAUCUGCUUCUAGAAACAACCUCACCUCAACAAUCUGCAAAACUUUUGGCAAUUAAGACACUUGGAGAUAUAGAGGUAACUGUCACCCCACAUGGAAGUCUAAACUCAUCACGUGGUGUGAUAUCAGAGAUCGAUCUGAUGUCUGAGGAUGAAUCAGAUAUUCAGAUCGGCCUUGCUGAUCAAGGUGUAACUGCCGUUCGACGCAUCUCCAUUCGUCGAGAUGGCAAGUUAAUUGCUACCAAACACUUAAUUUUAACGUUUAACAAAUCGACAUUGCCAUCUUUCAUUACUGCAGGAUAUCUGCGCUGUCCAGUCCGCCCCUACGUUCCAAAUCCGCUGCGCUGCUUCAAAUGCCAGCGGUUUGGACAUUCACAGACAUCCUGCCGAGGCAAAAGCGUAUGCGCACAGUGUGGGAGUGAAGACCACGUUAGUACUGAAUGUAAAAGUACCCCAUGCUGUGUGAACUGUAGAGACACCCAUCCUUCCUACUCUCGGAAAUGCCCUGCAUGGCAGAGAGAAAAAGAGGUUCAACGAUUAAAAACCAUAAAUAAUAUAUCAUACACAGAGGCCCGUCGUAUGGUCACCCAAAGUUUACCAACAAAACAAAAAACCUUUGCUGCUGUGUUGAAAUCUACCAAGACAUGUGGGGUUCAAACAGAUAUUUCUGUAUCCCCAAGUGAAUCUCUUACUCGCCAUGCAAAAUGCUUAUUGAUUCCAUCUGCACAAUCAGAAGAAAAGGAGAACACAAAGACCAAAACCUCUGUAACUAAAAUGGGAGUAACAACCAGAAAUGUGGGUUCUAAAAAACCCAGUAAGAACCCACUUAACAAACAAAGAGUGAAAGCAGCCCUCUCUAAAGUCUCAAAAAAAUCAGAAGCUCAAUCUAUGAAUGAGUUUUCUGACAUAUCUGAUGAAGAGCCUUAUAUGGAGGUUUCAAAACCAAAGUCACCUUCAAAAGAGAAACCGCCUGUUAAACUAAAGAGGGAUACCCUCGCAAAAAAUGCUGCCUCAAACACAUAAUUGAUUAUAAAAUAAUCCAAUGGAACUGUCUUGGUUUCUGCAACAACUUCUCUGACAUUAAACACUUGACAUCAUCUACCUCAUCUUUCUGUGUGGCACUCCAGGAAACCCAUCUAAAAGCUGGAGAAAAUAUUUCUUUAGAAAGAUUCAACCUUUAUCGCAAAGAUGAAGAUAGCCACAAUUGUGCCAGUGGGGGUGUGGCUAUUCUGAUUUCAAAUUACAUCCCAUCCUUACUGAUACAAAUAACCACUGAUUUGCAAGCUGUGGCAGUCAAAAUUUCAAUUGGCGUAACUGUCACAGUUUGUUCUAUAUACUUGCCACCAGAUGUCAGAGCCAAUGAGGAUGAUUUGGACGCAUUAGUUGAACAGCUGCCAACUCUGUUCCUGUUACUCGGUGAUUUCAAUGGUC